CGCAUCUGGCAUGCGGAGUGUCAUCCACAAUUGGUCUUUGCCUUCCUGCUCCCCCUUCCCGAAACAAUUCCUUCUCGUGUGUGAAAGCAAUGCCUCGACUACCCGAAAGAUGGGGCUGUUCGGAAUGAUAAACAUUCCUCGAAUCCUUCGUUGGCAAUUACAAUUGAAUCUACUCUGUCCCAUUUCGCUCAAUCUUCUUCUUCUACUGUCUGCCAUCUCACAAUCUUGCGUGUCUAUAUCACCUGUGCUUCUCGUGUACAAAGCCCUACAGCUACCCACAACCCUCAUCCGAUCGUGACGUCGACUUGGUUGUUUCCAUUUCCCCGGAUUUGAAAAUCUCGCGUGCUUUGCUCUUCAACCAACUUCCUACUCUACCGACAACAUGGCUGCCAACGGUAACGGCGAGUCCAAUGGCUACACCACUGGCACGGGCUCUGAGAAAAUCAACACCGAGAUUGUCACCCUCACACGCUUCCUGACUGAAGAGCAAUCAAAACACAAGGAAGCAACUGGUGACUUUACACUACUAUGCCACGCCCUCCAGUUUUCCUUCAAAUCCAUCUCCUACUACAUCCGUCGAGCCACAUUGAUCAACCUGACCGGUCUGGCCGGCUCUUCAAACACAACCGGUGACGACCAGAAGAAGUUGGAUGUCAUUGGAAAUGAUCUGUUCGUUGCCGCCAUGAAAGGCUCCGGAAAAUGCAGAGCACUGGUCUCGGAAGAGGAGGAGGAUAUCAUAUACUUUGACGAAAGCCCAAAUGCGAGAUACGUAGUCGCCUGCGACCCAAUUGACGGUUCGAGUAACCUCGACGCUGGUGUCAGUGUGGGCACGAUCUUUGGUAUCAUGAAGCUGCCGGACAGCGUUGUCGGAGAGAAGCCUAAGCCCGAGGAUCUUCUGAUGCCAGGAACGGAGUUGAUUGCUGCUGGAUUCACCAUGUACGGUGCCUCGGCUCAACUGGUCAUCACCAUGAAGGGUGGUACGGUCAACGGCUUCACCUUGGACAACUCUCUGGGUGAAUUCAUCCUCACACAUCCCGACAUGCGCAUCCCCAGUAAACGGGCAAUCUACUCGGUCAACGAAGGAAACAGCUCUUAUUGGGACGACAAGACGAAAGCAUACUUUGAGUCUCUAAAGUAUCCCGCGAAAGAAGGUGGCAAGCCCUAUUCGGCACGAUACAUCGGGUCAAUGGUUGCAGACGCAUACCGGACGCUCCUGUACGGCGGUAUCUUCGCAUACCCUGCCGACAAGAAGAGUCCCAAGGGCAAGCUGAGAAUCUUGUACGAAUGCGCGCCCAUGGCGAUGGUCAUGGAGAACGCAGGUGGGAAGGCGGUCAACUCGAAGAUGGAGAGGAUGCUGGAAGUCAAGCCUACGAGCAUCCACGACCGAUCGGGUAUCUUUAUGGGCAGUCCCGAGGAGAUGGAUAAGGUUCUUGAGGCGCACAAGUAGGGGAUUAUACUCAAGUUGAUUUUAUUUGUAUGGUUAGAGACGACAAAAGUAAGAAUGAUGUGGUGAGGAUCAAGUUCGAAGAGUGAUGAUGAUGGGUAUUUUGAGUGUGGGUAUCUAUACCCUGUGAACAGCAUGGUCGAUAUGUCAGGAUGCGAAUAUGACGAUGAUGGACCCAAGGAGGCAGCUGGGGAGUUAUUUUCAUUAUCCAUUAUAGUUGUUUCCACGAAAUUGAAACGGAUGCAAAGAAGACAUUGACAGUGGAUACGAAAGCGGUCAAAUAUAUAUCAAUUUACGAGAAGAGUAUUGUUA
Molecule: messenger RNA, 1756 nt
Organism: Exophiala oligosperma
Lineage: Eukaryota; Fungi; Ascomycota; Eurotiomycetes; Chaetothyriales; Herpotrichiellaceae
Exons: 4
Coding region: 383-1447 (354 amino acids)
Biological process (GO): fructose 6-phosphate metabolic process; sucrose biosynthetic process; fructose 1,6-bisphosphate metabolic process
Cellular component (GO): cytosol; cytoplasm
Molecular function (GO): fructose 1,6-bisphosphate 1-phosphatase activity
Source: RefSeq, a predicted model, not a curated record